Molecule: messenger RNA, 1911 nt
Organism: Acanthosepion pharaonis
Lineage: Eukaryota; Metazoa; Mollusca; Cephalopoda; Sepiida; Sepiidae
Source: the annotation of a GenBank genome assembly
AUGUCUCUCGCUUCAGUGUUUUCUCUCUAUCUUCUCUCAUAUAUCUCCCUGAUUUACCUUCUCUCCUCUAUCUCUCUGGUUUACCUUCUCUCCUCUAUCUCUCUGGUUUACCUUCUCUCCUCUAUCUCUCUGGUUUACCUUCUCUCUCCUCUACCUCUCUGGUUUACCUUUCUCCUCUGGUUUAUCUCUCUCUAUCUGUCUGGUUUACAUCUACCUCUGGUUUCUGAUUUCUCUCCUCUACCUCUCUGGUUUACCUUCUCUCUGAUCUAUCUCUCUGGUUUACCUUCUCUCCUCUAUCUGUCUGGUUUACCUUCUCUCUAUCUCUAUCUCUCUCUGAUUUACCUCUCUGGUUUCAUCUAUCUCUCUGGUUUACCUUCUCUCCUCUAUCUCUCUGGUUUACCUUCUCUCCUCUAUCUCUCUGGUUUACCUUCUCUCCUCUAUCUCUCUGGUUUACCUUCUCUCCUCUAUCUCUCUGGUUUACCUUCUCUCGUCUAUCUCUCUGGUUUACCUUCUCUCCUCUAUCUCUCUGGUUUACCUUCUCUCUCAUCUCUCCUCUCUCUGGUUUACCUUCUCUCUCUCUAUCUCUCUGGUUUACCUUCUCUCGUCUAUCUCUCUGGUUUACCUUUCUCCUCUAUCUCUCUGUUUACCUUUCUCGUCAUCUCUCUGGUUUACCUUCUCUCCUCUAUCUCUCUGGUUUACCUUCUCUCGUCUCUCUCUCUUUUUCCCUUCUCUCUUCUCUAUCUCUCUGGUUUACCUUCUCUCUAUCUCUCUACCUUCUCUCGUCUAUCUCUCUGGUUUACCUUCUCUCGUCUAUCUCUCUGGUUUACCUUCUCUCGUCUAUCUCUCUGGUUUACCUUCUCUCGUCUAUCUCUCUGGUUUACCUUCUCUCGUCUAUCUCUCUCAUGUACCUUCUCUGUCUCACAUUCUUUCUCUCAUCUCUUUUCUCGUCUAUCUUCUGGUUUCCUUCUCUCUCUAUCUCUCUGGUUUACCUUCUUCUCUCUCUCUGGUUUUACCUUCUCUCCUCUAUCUCUGUCUCUUCAUGUUCUCUCUGGUUUACCUUCUCUUUCUCUCUCACCUUCUCUUCCUUGUUCCUUCUUUCUCUCUCUCUCACACGUUCUUUGUCUCAUCUUUCUCUCUCUAUCUUAUGUUCAUUCUCUCAUUUCUCUCUCUCAUAUUCCUUCUCUUAACUCCCCCCUAUUCUGUGUCUUAUCUCUCUCUCUCAUAUACUUUCUCUCAUCUCUCUUAUAUAUGCUUUUUCUCAUCUGUCUGUUCUGUCAUAUGCUUCUUCUCAUCUCUUUCUAUCUAUCUCUCUUUUCCCCAUUCUCUCACUCUCUCUCUCAUAUUCCUUCUCUGGUUUAUGCCUUUCUUUUAUAUUCUUUCUCAGCUCUCUCUCUUUUCAGUUCUUUUAUCCAUCUCUCUCUCUCUAGGUUAUUCCUUCUCUGGUUUAUUUCUUUCUUUUCUAUUCUUUCUCAGGUUUCUUUUCAUUUGUUUCUCUCUCUCUCUCUCUUUCUUUUUUUCAUUUGUCUCUCUCUCUCAGGUUUCUUUUCAUUUGUAUCUCUCUCUCAGGUUGCUUUUCAUUUGCUUCUUUCUCUCUCUCACAUUGCUUUUCAUUCUUUUCUCUCUCUCUUAUGUUGCUUUCCAUUCUUUUCUCGUUCUCUGUCUCUCACAGGUUCCUUUUCAUUCAUCUCUCUCUCUCUCUCUCUCUCAUUUAUCUUUUCAUUUGUUUCAUUUCAUCUCUCUCAGAUACCUCUAUACUUCUUGCUUUGUCUUACAUUUCCUCUCUCUCUUUCUCUCCCCAGCAUGUGUGUCCCCCUCUCUCUGUGUGUCUCUGUUAUAUUCCUUUUGGAAUUGUGCAUUUUCUAUCAUUUAUCCUCUUUUAUCACCUUCUUCCUUCCUCUCCCCUUCCCAUAA